Molecule: messenger RNA, 1041 nt
Organism: Tetrahymena thermophila SB210
Lineage: Eukaryota; Ciliophora; Oligohymenophorea; Hymenostomatida; Tetrahymenidae
Product: zinc finger protein
Exons: 2
Source: RefSeq, a predicted model, not a curated record
AUGUUAUAUUAUUAUCUAGUAUUUACAAUAUUAAUUAAUAAAAUAUUUGCCUAAUGUGAAAGGAAUGAAAUCUAUGACUCUGUUAGAUAGUAAUGCCUUUAAUGUGAUAGUACUUGCUCAAUUUGUUAUAAUACAAAUUAAAAUUCAUGCUUAGAGUGCUCAGAUGGUUUCAUAAAAAGCUAUAUAAACAACUCGAGUUGUGUUUAAAAUUGCUAAAUUGGAGAAUUUGUAAAUAAUAAUCAAUAAUGUGAUAAGUGUUUUAUAGAAGGUUGUAUAGAAUGUGAUUAAGAUUAUUGCAUGAAAUGUAGUAAAAACUUAGAAUACGACUUUUUUACAAAUUCAUGUAUCUUGAAAAAAAGUGUUUGCUAAUCAUAAGUAGAAUUUAUUUUGAGCCUUAAUGAUUAAGAUUAAUGCUAUUAAAACUGCCCUUCAUCAUAUUAUCAAAACUAUAGACUAAAAAUAUGCUAAAAAACAGUAUAAUGCUAACAAGCUUACAAUAACCUCAAUUCUAAACUGAAUUAGAAAGUGAAAUAGGUAGAGUUAAUCCAAUAAAACCAAUAUUUAAUUAGAGCUAAUAAAUGCACAUUUUCUUUAGCUGAUUAAGAUUGGAAAAUUAUUGAUACAUAAGUUCUUUAGGAUAUAGAUAAUUAUGAAGAUUAGUAUAUGAACAAUGGAUAAGAAACUUAAGAAGUAAGUUUUAUUUUAGGAACACUUGGCGGAUGCUUAGCAGGGAGAAAAUUAAUAUUUAUUGACUUUACUGCUUAAUAGACAAUUUUUGAGAAAGAUGGAUUCGGUUAUGACUAUAAUCUUGUUUAUAUUGACAAAAUAAAUUAAAUUAUCUUUUUCUCUUAGAAUAAUAGCACUGGUAUUGAAUGGUUUGAUUUAUAAUAGAUAAAUGUAUAAGGCUAUUAUGCUAUGGAUUAAUAUUCUCUCCCUUCCAAUCCUAUUACAAUGUUUUAAAUUACAUUAAAUUCAAAGACAAUAUAUUAUAUGCAAAUUAGUAAUACAACUGUCAUAAUCUUUGCUAUUUUAGGAUAAUGA